Molecule: messenger RNA, 1984 nt
Organism: Ctenocephalides felis (cat flea)
Lineage: Eukaryota; Metazoa; Arthropoda; Insecta; Siphonaptera; Pulicidae
Exons: 9
Coding region: 224-1696 (490 amino acids)
Biological process (GO): actin cytoskeleton organization
Cellular component (GO): plasma membrane
Source: RefSeq, a predicted model, not a curated record
GAGGCGAGUGGUCGUUUCGUCGUGCUAUCUAUUUUACGCAACGUGCUUAUUUCUCAUCAAAUAAUUGCUCGUAAUGUUCAUUGUAAAAUAAUGUUAGAAGUUUAAUCCGAGUUUUUACUUUCGAAUUUCACCAUGAUUAACCGACUGUGCUUGUGAAGUGACAAUUUAAGUGAAUCACCAUCAUCUCCCGAAUCGAUUUCUGUCGAGUCGUUUGGAUUAAGAUAUGUUAGUGCAAGGUGUCGAACAAGUAAUGUCCUCGAGGGCACCUUCGAUUCUGGACUCCCCAACGUUGGCGCGGGUCGAGAGGGCGCGCAUGCGACAGGAGUCGGGGACGACCACCCCCGAGAGGGACUCGUUGCAGAAUAAUAGUCUAUUGGCCCGGGGCGGAGCCAUCAAACGGGGCCUUCUGUGGCAACAGAGGGAUCGUCUGUUCUCAAGAUGGAAGGAACGUUAUUUCGUACUCACCCGAGAUUACUUGCAUUGUUUCAAGCGCUGUACCAGUGGGGCCAGCAAUAUGGGAGAAUUCAUAUUUAAGGUGAAAUUAGUUGAUGUAUUAAGCGUACAGUGGUUAAAUCGGAAAAGUUAUAGCGCCGUUUGUUUGGACGUCGGACGUGAGGGACGAGUGCUCUUGAGGGCCGCUGAAGGACUCGAAGAUUGGUUUGAGCUACUCGAGGAAUGUACACUGAGCAGCAAGGAACGUAGGCGUGCUCUGCGCAGUUCAAAUGAGGCGCGCUCGAGGGCAUCUUUGGCGGUGCCAAUGGGCGCCCACUCUGUUAUGUCAGGUGGCACCAUCGACAGCGCAUUGGAAGUGUGGCUUCUUAGCAGGCAUAAAACUUUGAAUCCAACAAGUCAUUUUCCACUCUGUGAUUCGGUACCGGAUCUGAGCAAUGGAAGCGAAGUCACAAUGCGUCGGCCCCCUUGUACGAGCGGUGGCGCCACUAAUGAUUUUUAUCGGAAGCCGCAGGGUCCGCUAGAUCAUAGACUUUCGCUGCUGACCGACAUAGAUCUCACUGGCUGCGACAGUGGCUUAGACACUCCACCUUCGACCUGCAAGGGUGAGGUUCGUCCUUCAAGUUAUCGCGAUGUUUUCUUCAUGGCCCCACCAAAUAUGGCUAAUGAAUCGCCGCGACGUGCCGCUUACAAGCACCACAAAUCCAUGACGGCCAACACCCAAGGGACGAAUUCGAGCGGUUCGACCAACUGCGGAAAUACUAACACCGGGGACAGCAGCUCACGCGGCACCAUGCUCACUCCUGGUGGCUCCUUCAGAAGCAACGCUUCCAACAAAAAGCAUCUGUACAACCUAAAUGGGAAUCCAUCUACAUUAGAAUCGAACAUGAAGCAAGAAACCCCGAAAAAGAAUUUCGAUGGAUAUUGCGAAAAUCGAAACAAGUAUUUAGAUAAUGAAGAUGAAACUGAAAGAUAUUAUAGUGAGAAAUAUUACGUGGAUCGUCCGCAAAACGUUCAUAAUUACAUGAACAACGAAGAGGUUUACACAAAUGGCGCCGCUUUGCUGCGUGAAAAAUAUGAACAUUCGGCAUUGAGUAAUGUCAGAUUGCAAGAGCAACUAUUCAAACAUAGAGAUCGAUCCUAUAGCGAUAUUCAGAUGGACAAAAGGCAAUGGCGACUAAAGCAAGAAGAAUCCAAUAGCUCCAGACGAGGAAGUUAUUUGGUGCAUUUGCCUUCAAGAAUUUAAUAAUUAGUUUUCUAUAUCAUUAUUUUUUUUAAUAUAACUGUUAGCUUUUGGAUGUUUUUACUGCUUAGCAGAAUUGUUUUAAAAACUAGGUAUAAUAUCUAAUAACUUUAGGUGAUGUGUUAAAAUGCCAAAAAGAUGGUACAUCUCUGUUUAUAGUUUAGAAUUAAUUAGAAGUAGCGAAAGUUAUAGAAAUGCAGCACUUUAAUGUUGUUACUGAAACUUUAUGUAACAUAAAACAUAUAUGUGCUCUAAUAUUGAUUCUAGGUUAGGAUGAUCUAUCCUAUAAAU